AUGGACAAAGUGCAAUUAGAGCUAAUGCAGAGCAAGACGGAAACCGUGCCGAAGGCUGGCUUCAUCAAAGGGCCGCUCUUCAAAGGGGUUGCUUCGAGCCGCUUUCUGCCCAAAGGCACCAAAACGAAGGUUAACCUCGAGGAGCAGGGAAGACAGAAGGUGUCCUUCAGCUUCAGCUUAACCAAGAAAACCUUGCCCAAUAGGUUUCUGACCGCUCUCGGAAACGAGAAGCAAAAUGACACGCCGCCCUCGCCGGCAGCCCCGCUUCAAGCUGACUUUAACCCCAAAAUCAGAAUGGACCUGGGGGACGCUCCUGGUGCUCCUGAAGAGUCUUCGCCUCCGAAGCCAAAGGUAGAGCUGGGGAAGAUCCAUUUCAAGAAGCAUUUGCUUAACGUCACGGCGAAACCGGUGGCCGCGCUGCCGCCACCGCCGGCCGUGGCGCCGGUGACGGAACCGGUGGCCGCGGAAUUCCCGUCAACGCCGCCGCCGCCGCCUGUGCCGACGGUGUCACCACCAGCAUCCGCGCCCGUUCCUGCCGCGACAGCCUUGUCCCCGCUGCCCGUGACGUUGUUGUCGACGCUGUUGCUGUCGCCGCCUGCGGAGGCCGAGGUCCCCGCUUCCAAGGAGCCGUGUCGCGCGGUCCCGAAGGAAGCUUCGGAUGUGGACGUUAGGCAGGACGCUGUGUUGCACAGUUCCGAGGAACAUUUAGCUCAAAACGCGCUCGUGCAGGCGGAAAUAACCCCCCCGAAGGAAGAUUCCCAUAUUGGGAGAGAGGAUGAAGUUUCGGACAGCUCCAAGGGUGCUUCCCUGUGCUCUAGGAAACAGGCUUCGAAGAGGAAGUUCUCCCAGUCCGACGGCCCCGUCCCCGGCUCUGAAUCCGACGAGGAUUCUGUGAGGACUUCCUCCAGCCAGCGGUCGCACGAGCCGAAGAUAUCGAGCACGGAAAAGGAGCGAGAUUCCAGAAGAAGCUCCACUUCUCUCAGGGGCGAAGAGCUGGGCAAGUCCUCCUCGCGAUCCAAGUCGGAGCGGGAUGAAAAAUACUCGGGUUACUCCAAAUCGGAGCGAGACUCGCGGUAUGGGUCGUCCCGCUCCAGGUCGGACAGGGAGAGGAGACGGAGCCGCUCGCGCUCGCGCUCCCGCUCCGAGCGGAGCUCCCGCACCAGCUCUUCCUAUUCGAGGUCGGAGCGCUCGCACUACUACGAAUCCGAGCGGCGCUACCAUCGGAGCUCGCCGUACAGGGAGAGGACGAGGUACUCGCGCUCGUACGCGGAGAGCCGGGCGCGGGAGAGCUCGGAUUCCGAGGAGGAGUACAGGAGGACGCAUUCCAGGGCGGGCGACGCGAGGCGCACGUCCUCCCACUCCUCCUCCUACCGCGACUCGAGGACGUCCUACUCCAAGUCGGACCGGGACGGCAAAACGGAGUCGUCCCACGAGGCGGAGAGGAGAGGGAAGUCUUCUUCCAAAGCAGACAGGGAUCCCAAAAGGACUUCGGAAAGCGAAGCCCCCAAAAGGUGCUCUCCCCUUAGCGACUUAGGCUACCGAAAGGGGACAUCCCAUUCUAAACCUGACAGUAAUGUGAAUUCCUCCCGCUAUAAGUCCACCCCUUCAAAGACCCCAGCGCCAAAGCCUGAAAAAUUGAAAAGCUCUUUCUGUUGUGCAGAAUCGAAUGAAGAACUAAAGCAGCAGUCUAAUUCUCUAGAUUUAGAGGCCUCUUGCCUACGGAGCGGCGAGGCGAGACCGGCCCUUGCAAAAAAGUUGGAAAGGGAAAAGACACUUUCUCCGGUGAGGCAAUUAAACGAGUCGCCCGCUUUUAGAAAGGCAGAUGAGCCAAAAGAUGGGUUUUCUAACGCCAAAUCUGGCGACCUCAUAGGAAACGAAUGCCAUGCCAGUGUUAAGGAACAGGAGACGCUGAUAAAGCAGGACCCGUUAAGAACUUACUUGCCCGUGGACCUCGAUAUAAACGGGUCCCCUGAAGGUAGGUGUGAGGACUCGGCGACGUGCGGCGCCUCCAAAGCGGAGGCCGCUGCGGCCUCUUCCGAGCCGUGCCGGUGGGAAGCGGCCGCCGCGGGGAACAGCGGGGCUUUGUGUGCGUUGCCCUCCAACGGCUCCGAGAGCCCGGCUGCAGCCGGGGAGCAGGAGCGGGGCCGGUCCCACGUGGAGUCCAGCGAGUGCAGCAGCCUCUGGAAAGCGGCGGAGGCUCCCGGCGCGGAGCAGAGAGGGGAGGCCGCGCCGUUGCCCCUCGGGAAUGGGGAUCGAUGCCCAGCUUGGCUUAGGAAGCCGGAUGAGGAGGCGCCUCCGCGCGACGCAACCAAAGAAGCCGUUUUUUGCUACGUUUCGGAGGCUGCCGCCCCUCCCUUGUGUCACUCGGAGGUCGAAAUUGAAGUGGAGGCGGCGGAUGUCAGAGUCACCUCGGAGGCUUUUCUGGACGUUCCCGUGGAGCCGCAAACGGUGACGUGCGGUUACGAGAGCACGGAGGAGCAGAAUUCCAAGGCAGCCUGCGGAGACGAGCGGGAUGCUGUGGAUCCUUCCCAUCGCCUUAGCUUGGCAGUGGAUAGCUCAAGCAGAGAUUCCUCCCAGGACGGGUGUUCCCUGAGGGUGAAAUCGGACAAUCCCGGCGUUCCGCAGCAGCCGGACGAAGGGGUCGCUUCCAAGUGGGAUCGGGCCCCGCCGGAUCAAGGCGAGAAGCUGCUGCAGCUUUCCGAAGGCGAAGAGGUGCAGGAGUUGGGUAGCCAGCACGUUGAGUUUCAUUCGGCGAGAGCAAAGCCCUCAUUCCAAGAUGAGCACUCGUAUUAUUCCGAAGUGCCCCUGGAACACCGGAGCAGGCAGAGAGCAGCAGCAGAAGGUGCCGUUUCUACCGGAGGAGCGGGCUCGGAUGAGCAGCGUCUCGGCAUAUUCCUGGAGAGGGACGAAGGGAAUGAGUCCGUGGUGGCCUCGGCUUUUUCGGGAGCUUUGUAUCCGUCUUGCGACCUCGUGGUCACGGCGGAAGAAACGGUCGCUCAAGCGGCGACGUGCGACAGCAGCGGCAACGCUUCCGAGGGCGUCUCCGCCGGCCACGACGGCUGUUCGGACACGGCCGAGAGCGAGAGCGAGGCCGGCAGCGAGGAGAGCGAUUCGGAAGACUCGGAUUCUGAUGACGCCGUGCCACGGAAACGGCUCCAGUCCAUCGUGGUGGUGCCCAAAAACUCCACCAUAGCCACGGAGGAGAGCAGCCCCUGCUCGUCUCGGGGCGGCCAGGGGCUUAGGCGCUACUCGGACCACUGGGACGACGAGCGGCCCGAGUCCAGCCGGCCGUACUACGAGGAGAGGUCGGAGAACGCGGCGAGUAAGAACGGGCCGCAAGCGGAGAGCAGAUGUUCUCCUCGCGGGACGGACAAGAGCCCCGCGACAUCCACGGAGCUGAGCAGGAAGGAAGCGGAGGAGCUGCGCGUGGACGCGUCCCAGCCGCAGAGCGACGGUGUCGACAGCACCAGCCAGGCAGACCUGGCGGCGGAUUCCAACGGAAAAGGCGACGCGGAGCAGAGGAUGAUCCUAAAGGAGCUGGUGGGCCGGCAGGAAGAGCAGACCUUUUGUCUGCCCGAGAGCUUCGAAGGUCCCGACAAACCUCAGACCCAAACGAGUUCUUCCAAACCGGACAGUAGGCAAGGGAAGGGGGGGCUUAAUCAGUUGGGAACCGGAGACUUCUCCAGGGUGGACGGUUUUCAUGCGGCGGAGGAUUUGGGUGGUUUCGGCUGGGACUUUUCCCAGCCGGAGAAGCCCAGUAGCACCUACCAGCAGCCCGACAGCAGCUUGGGGGUCUACCCGGGUUACGUUCUCCAGCCCGGGGCGGGAGCCUACGGCGCCUCGCAGAGCUACUGGCAGGGCAAUGGAUAUUGGGAUGCCAGAUCCGCGAGCCGGCCUUCUGGGAUGAGCUAUGAGCGAGCUCAAGGGCAAGUCCCGGAUUCCUUGACGGAGGAUCACGAGGAGGACGAGGACGACCGCUGGGAUGACGACUGCAAGGCUCGUUUCCCCAGCCCGUCGGGCACAUUCCAUGGCCCCGCGGAGCGGGAACAAGGUUCCGUGCAGGCACAUGAGAUCAGCAGUAAUUCCACCAAGGAGGCCGGCGCCGUCGGUGAGAAGAAGGAGGAGGUGAAGGCCUUGGAGAAGAACGACCUGAAGGAACGAGGGCCACCCAAAAAGAGGCGCCAGGAGGUGGAGAGCGACUCCGAGAGCGAUGGAGAGGCACGGGAGAGGAAGAAGGUAAAAUCAGAGGGGGAGCAAGUGGAUUCUUCGCCGCAGGACUCCUCCAUGGUUGGCCGGUUGUGUAUCAUGGAAGACUUCAGAGACCCGCAGCGCUGGAAGGAGUUUGCCAAGCAAGGGAAAAUGCCCUGCUACUUCGACCUGAUUGAGGAAAACGUGUACUUGACAGAAAGGAAGAAGAACAAAUCUCACCGGGAUAUCAAGCGAAUGCUGUGCGAGUGCCCUCCUCUCUCCAAAGAAGAGCGAGCCCAAGGGGAGGUCGCCUGUGGCGAGGACUGUCUCAAUCGGCUGCUUAUGAUAGAGUGUUCUUCUAGGUGCCCCAAUGGUGACUACUGUUCCAACAGGCGGUUCCAGAAGAAACAGCACGCGGAUGUUGAAGUGAUCCUCACUGAGAAGAAAGGUUGGGGGCUCAGAGCUGCCAAAGAUCUCCCAUCGAACACGUUUGUGUUGGAGUAUUGCGGAGAGGUGUUGGAUCACAAGGAAUUCAAGGCCCGGGUGAAGGAGUAUGCUCGGAACAAGAACAUCCACUAUUAUUUUAUGGCCUUGAAGAACGAUGAGAUAAUAGAUGCUACCCAGAAAGGAAACUGCUCUCGUUUUAUGAACCACAGCUGUGAACCAAACUGCGAGACACAAAAGUGGACUGUGAACGGGCAGCUCCGGGUUGGAUUUUUCACCACCAAGCUGGUCCCGUCGGGCUCCGAGCUGACGUUCGACUACCAGUUUCAGAGAUACGGCAAGGAGGCCCAGAAGUGUUUCUGUGGCUCAGCCAACUGCCGCGGCUACCUCGGCGGAGAGAACCGGGUCAGCAUCCGAGCGGCGGGAGGCAAGAUGAAGAAGGAGCGCUCCCGCAAGAAGGACUCGGUGGAUGGGGAGCUGGAAGCCCUGCUGGAGAACGGCGAGGGCCUCUCGGAUAAGAACCAGGUUCUCAGUUUAUCCCGCUUGAUGGUUCGGAUCGAGACAUUGGAGCAGAAGCUUACCUGCCUCAAACUCAUACAGAACACGCACUCGCAGACCUGCCUGAAGUCCUUCCUCGAGUGCCACGGCCUGUCCCUCCUCUGGAUUUGGAUGACGGAGCUGGGCGACGGGAGGGGAAGCACCGCCAACAACCUGAAGCUGCAGCUGGAGAUCAUGAAGACGCUGGAGCUGCUGCCCAUUCCCAACAAGAACAUGCUGGAGGAGAGCAAAGUGCUGCCCAUCAUCCAGCGCUGGGCGCAGACCAAGAGCGCCGUGCCGCAGCUCAGCGAGGGCGACGGCUACUCGAGCGAGAACACGUCGCGCGCUCACACGCCGCUCAACACGCCCGACCUGGCCGCCAAGCAGGGUGCCGAGGCCGACACGGAGACCCCCAAGAAGCUGGUGCUGCGGAGGCUCAAGAUCAUCAGCGAGAACAGCAUGGACAGCGCCAUCUCGGACACAACCAGCGAGCUGGAAGGCAAGGAGGGCAAAGAGGACUUGGACCAGCUGGAGGGCACCACCACGGAGGGGUCGGAGGAGCAGCCCCAGCAGUCGGAGCCCAAAGCUGCCGUGGACGGCGCGGUGGAGAGCAGCAAGUCGCUGGAGCUGGAGGCCGAGCCCGAAGCCGAGGCCAAAGAGAGCAACGGGACGAAGCUGGAGGAGCCCAUCACGAUGGAGACGCCGUCGCAGGACGAGGAAGAAGGCGUCUCCGACGUGGAGAGCGAGAGGAGCCAGGAGCAAACGGACAAGAUGGUGGACGUGAGCGACCUGGCCACCAGGCUGCUCGACGUCUGGAAGGACCUGAAGGAGGUCUAUCGGAUCCCCAAGAAGAGCCAAGCGGAAAGGGAGAACAGCGCGGAUCGUGGGAGAGAGGCCGUGGGCCACCGGGACCAGACGCCGACCCCCAAGAACCCCGUCCUGACCCGCGAGCGCGAUGCCGAGCGGCAGAGCCAGAGCAAGGAGAAGAAGAGGCGGCGCGAUUCCUUGUCGCCGCCGUCCUCGGCGUACGAGCGGGGAACCAAGAGGCCCGAAGACAGGUAUGACACGCCAGCUUCUUCCAAGAAGAAGGCCCGCCUCAAGGACCGCAACAAGCUCUCCACCGAGGAGCGCCGCAAGCUCUUUGAGCAGGAGGUGGCCCAGCGCGAGGCCCAGAAGCAGCAGCAGCAGCUGCAGAACCUGGGCAUGGCAUCACCCCUUCCCUACGACCCCCUGGCCUACGGCACCCCUCACCACAGCUUCAUGGGCUACCCGCCCGGCUACCCCAUGCAGGCCUACGUGGACCCCAGCAACCCCAACGCCGGCAAGGUGCUGCUGCCCACGCCGAGCAUGGACUCCAUGUGCUCGCCGGCGCCCUACGAGCACCCGCAGCCUCUGGUGGGCCCCGCGGUGGAGCCGGCGCUGCCGCCGGCGCAGCCCGUGCCCGUCGUGCAGCACGUCGCGGCCGCCAUGGAGGUGCCGGCGCCGCCGUACGUGGCGCCCGCCGACGCCGUGGGCCACCAGGAGGCCGGCGUGGCCGUGCUGCCCGUGCCGGCGCCGGGGCCCGUGCAGGGCCAGGGCUACGGCGUGUGGGACUCGGGCCAGCAGCCCGUGGCUGUGCCGCAGCAGUACUCGCCCGCCCAGUCGCAGCCGGCCAUUUAUUACCAGGGACAGACCUGUCAGACUGUUUAUGGGGUCACGUCCCCGUAUUCGCAGGCGACGCCGCCGAUUGUGCAGAGCUACGCGCAGCCGGGUCUCCAGUACAUCCAAGGCCAGCAGAUCUACACGGCCCAUCCGCAGGGAGUCAUCGUGCAGCCGCCCGCAGCCGUGACCACCAUCGUGGCGGCCGGCCAGCCCCAGCCCAUCCAGCAGCCGGAGCUCGUGGUGACGAAUAACCUUCUGGACCUGCCCCCGCCAUCGCCUCCGAAACCCAAGACCAUCGUCCUGCCUCCCAACUGGAAAACGGCCCGCGAUCCCGAGGGAAAGAUCUACUAUUACCACGUGGUCACGAGGCAAACCCAGUGGGACCCGCCGACCUGGGACAGCCCCGGGGACGACGCCAGCCUGGAGCACGAGGCCGAGAUGGACCUGGGCACCCCCACGUACGACGAGAACCCCAUGAAGUCUUCCAAGAAGCCCAAGACGGCGGAAGCGGACACGUCGAGCGAGCUGGCCAAGAAGAGCAAGGAGGUCUUCAGGAAAGAAAUGUCGCAGUUCAUCGUGCAGUGCCUGAACCCCUACCGCAAGCCCGACUGCAAGGUGGGCAGGAUCACCACCACCGAGGACUUCAAGCACUUGGCGCGCAAGCUCACCCACGGCGUCAUGAACAAGGAGCUCAAGUACUGCAAGAACCCCGAGGACCUGGAGUGCAACGAGAACGUCAAGCACAAAACCAAGGAGUACAUCAAGAAGUACAUGCAGAAGUUUGGGGUCAUCUACAAACCCAAAGAGGACACGGACUUGGAGUAACCCCCUCGAGACCGCCAGGGAGGAGCCAGCGGGGCCCCUCGUGCCCCGGCGAUGCCCACCAGGAAUCGUUCCCCACGGAGCGCGGCAGGGACGGGCGCCGGAGCCGGGGGCACCGCGGGGAAGCCCCGCGCCCCCCUCGCCGACACCUGUAUUAUAUUUUAACGUAUAUGUGAAUAUAUUGAUAAUUUUUUUUCCGUUUUUUUGGUUUUUUGGGGGGGUUUUCCUUUUCCCGCUUUUAGCCCCGACACGUGCGGAUACGACGGGAACACUUUGUAAGGAUAGUUUUGGUUUUGGGGGUUGUUUUUUUCUCCCUCCUUCCCCCCUCCCCGGCCCCGUUCCGUUCCGGUCCGCGAGGUUUGACGCUGUUAUCAUGUAAAUAUUCCGGACGAGGCCGCCUCGGGAUUUGCCGCAGGCCUCGGGCUCUGUUGAUAAGAUUGAUUUUACUGCUUAAAUCAUUUUACUUUAUC
This is a messenger RNA of Nothoprocta perdicaria, 8102 nucleotides long. RefSeq names its product histone-lysine N-methyltransferase SETD2-like. The transcript has 20 exons. Bases 1 to 7635 code for a protein of 2544 amino acids. NCBI's taxonomy places the organism in Eukaryota, Metazoa, Chordata, Aves, Tinamiformes, Tinamidae. The record is from RefSeq and is a predicted model, not a curated record. Gene Ontology annotation, molecular function: protein binding; histone H3K36 methyltransferase activity. Gene Ontology annotation, cellular component: chromosome; nucleus. Gene Ontology annotation, biological process: regulation of DNA-templated transcription.